GAAUUAGAAAAUUGGUGUGGUUUGUGUUUGCAUCUGCACAGUUAAGAGUUCGACAGAACUUAUUAUGUUCAAUAAAGAUAAAGAGCGCUGUGUCCUGAUGAAGCAAUUUCUUAUGGAAACUGAAGAACUAAGCACGGAGGAGGCAAAAAUUGCUGAAGAAGCCAAAUGGGGGGCCCAGGAGAUUUUGCAAGAUGCCCUGAAAAAGAAGGACAAGGUCCUGAUGAAGAUACCUGAGAAAGUCAUCCUUAAAGGAGAAGAGACAAAGCAAUUUUGGAUGGAACGUCAUGCAGUAAUGACUGAAGACAAAGUUCAAAAGCUCAUUGCAGAACUCAAGAAGGUAACGUUUAAGAAAGAUAAUAGCCUGGCCAAAACUGACACCAUUGCUUAUGUGUACCCACAUGAUGAGACAAAAACUAUCUACUUGUCUCCGUGGUUCUUUUGUUUUUUUCCAAAGUAUCUUGGAAGAAACUCUCAGCCAGGCAUACUCAUUCAUGAAGUAUCUCACUUUCUGGGUGCUGACGACCUCACCUACGAAGAGAGCACCUUUUUUGUUGGCUGCAAAGGCUCCAUGGUAAAAGGCAAUCUGAGUCCUGCACACAACUCAACAAUCCCUCUUCUUAAGGAAGACUAUUGGGAUGCCCUUAAGAAAGCUUUCUGGAAUGCCAAAAACAUUCAGCAUGAAUUUGAGCUCACCAUCAACCACAGUAAAGAGUAUAUGAAUGGCAAAUACCUCUGCUGUGGGGAAACAAAAAGAUACUCUGUCUGUGAAUCUUCAGUGCCUGACCACUUUCACACUUGCAACUUUCAGAAAACGUGGGAAACAGUGACACUAAUAGAAGAACUCCGACAAAGAUCAGAGAGCAUAGAACACAAGUGGAAAGAAUGCCCCAAAAUUUUAAUCGAAAUUAUUGAGUCUCUCAACAAAGCCGAAGCUGCAAGUAAGGUCAGUGAAUGGUCUUCUGUUGGAGCAAUAGCAUCAUCUCUUGUGGGACUCAUCUUGGCUCCUGCAACAUGUGGACUUUCUACAAUGCUCACCACAGCAGCUUUCCCUGUGGCAAGUAUAGUGGCAAGCGGAGUCGUCAUAUCUUCUACAAGUGAUUACAAAACCUUCAUAGCAAGGGCAGACAUCAAAAUGAAGGAGCUCAAAGCCAUCCUUCAUAAAUACAAACAUUCUUCAGAUAUCCUGAAACUUAUUAAAUUUCUAAGCGGCCCAGCUGACACAAACCCAAUAUAAUCAAUUUAUUACAGAGAUGGUCAAUCAAGAUUCAGUCUUAAAAACUAUGGCCUGGAACAGACAGGCCCUUACGGUGCCCUUGUCAUGUGCGAGGGUUGCCUGGUGGGCAGAGCGCCCACAUACCCGGCAACCCUUGCAUGUGACAAGGGCGCCACAGCUGCCGCACACCCACCAGACAGGGUGCGUAACAAUGACAUCACAGCUGCACCGCUUCCAAACGGAGCAGUGCAGCUGUGAUGUCAUGAUGACAUUUCUGGCGCUUUACUGCGUCGCAGCAUGGCACAAAAAGGAGCCGCUUUCAGGUGCUCCUUUUUUGCUCCACAGCAGCACCACACAAUUUAUUUGCUGCUGUGCUCCUGCAGAGCAAAGAGAGGCGCCAAGGAAGCGCCUCUUUUUGGUUCUCUGUACCGCACCAUUGUUCCCUUUUGUUACAUAUUUUAAUAGAGUGUCCACAGACAAGUAUUCUCUGAAUACACAGUCAGGUUUCUGGUAGAACAGAAGAGUAGUCAGCACAACAGAAUAAAAGUACCAAUACAAUUAGUGUAUGUUCUGCAUAGGACAAUUAUUCUAAAAUGUAUGUACAACUGCAAAGGAUAAUAUAAAGCAGACUCUGUGUUGUUGCAGUACAUGUGUAUUUGUUUCUUAGUUCAUUGCUAUAUUGUAUUUAUAAAAAUCAAAUUACUGUUUGGUUACAAAGCACAGCAGGGGCAGUUAAAUAACUAGGCUCUAGAAGCUACACAAAUCCCUCACUAUGCCAUGGAGGAUGACAUCGCACUGUGUUUCCUAUGCCUUCCCACCCAUGUCUUGAAAAGUCAGUCUUGGUGCUAAUAACCUUCAGUCUACACCUACCUAUUAUUAUGUAUCCUAAUCACCAUAUGAGCAGCUGUUAUUUCUGGUGUCUCACAGUUUUGCAGCUGCCACAUAUUCUUUCUCAGCAUCUUCAUGAUCUACUUUCACUGAUCAAUAUGCUUUUAGAAUGUUUAAAUUAGCUUUAUUUUUCACAUUGUUAUUGCUUUACACUUUUAAUUGUUCAGAAUGGUUUUUUCAGGGCGGGGUAGUACAUGUUCCUAAGUGGACUUGCAUAAACCAGAAUUAGAAUCAAGGAAUUCUGCAACAUCUGUAUCCAGUAGAAGGCUGCUGUUACAUUAUUACUGUACAUAGAAAAGCUAGGAAAGUGCCCUUUGUGAGACAGGACCAAUGUCCUGAAUUUUAUUGGUCCUGAUGCACAUCAGGUACUCUUGCUAGUAUCCUAUUACAUAUUUUCACAAUUUAGUAAGGGAGUUCUUUAUCACCUCUGCUACAUAGCUAGUACAUAGAGUUACAUAAUAUAACAGAUCAUAUAGGAUCCAAGGAAAAGUAAGUAAAUGCCAUUGUUCAUGUUCUGGUAAUACUCUCAUUUGCAUUACUGGAGUGCUGCUACUAUGGCUGCCCUCAGGCAUGAUUUCUUUUCUUCCAUUUCUCACUAGUUCAAUUCACUCAAAACUUAUUAUUCCAAACAUAAUGCUUCUUCCUUUAUCACCAAAUCAUGAACUUGAAAGUUUGCACCUUUUGUCAUUUUGGUCUGCUCUAAUAAAGAUAUUGUCCACUGGAGGCUUUUAUUUUCAGACAUGAUUUUUAAUUUUUAUGGAGCUGCUAAAGACUGCAUUUCUUCUCUCCUUCAGAUGUGAUCAUUUAACUUUUUGUUUAAAAUGUUGUCUUAGGGAAGGAUUAGUUAGUAAAACACUACCAGCACCAACACCAUCAAGUUCAGGACUCAAGGUGGCUUA
Sceloporus undulatus (fence lizard) is the source of this 3000-nucleotide messenger RNA. RefSeq lists its product as uncharacterized. The record is from RefSeq and is a predicted model, not a curated record. NCBI's taxonomy places the organism in Eukaryota, Metazoa, Chordata, Lepidosauria, Squamata, Phrynosomatidae. Gene Ontology annotation, molecular function: metalloendopeptidase activity. Bases 65 to 1234 code for a protein of 389 amino acids. The transcript has 2 exons.